UUUGGAGUGGCCAAUAAAAUACAAAUCGGCCGUUAACGAUCCCGGAAGAGUGAGGGAGAGAUGGCAGCAACUGACGACGAAGAAAUGGACUCUCUACUCUCAAGCUUUCACUGCAUCCAUGACGAUUUCAAGAACGCCAUCAAAGAGAUCCAAUCCCUCAAAUCAACCUGCAAUGCUGAAAUCAAGAAGCGAGAAGCACUUCAGUUUACUUGUGAUAAUCUAAAACUAGAUAAUGAGCGACUGACGAAGCUUUACACAGAAUCCUUAAACCAACUCGCUGACCGGCUUGAAUGUCGUACACACUGCCAAAAAUUGAAAGAGGAGCUAGACAGACUGAAUAAUGAAUGUCUUGGCAAAGAAAAUGAACAUAGGAAAGCUAUGGAAUUGCUAAAACAAGAUCAUGCAACCAAGAUUGGAGACCUGGAGGCUCAAAUCAGAGGCUCUCUCCUUCAAAAAGCAACAAAUGAGGUAACCAUCAAUCACCUUCACCAAGAUUUGGUGCUGCAUAAGAAUCAUAUAGAAGCCAUGGCGAGCAAACUGGAACGAGUUAAUUUUGAUUUGGAAUCAAAGUAUUGUCGCGAGAUUCAGGAUUUGAAAGACUGCCUUCUGGUUGAACAGGAAGAGAAAAAUGAGUUGAGCAAGAAGCUCCAGAAUUUAGAAAAGGAAUGUGGGUCCAUAAUUGCUUUCUGUGUAUUAUGUUACUCAGAUACCUCUCUCUCUCUCUCUCUCUCUCUCUCUCUGUAUAUAUAUUUAGAGAAAUUUUUAGGGCUUCGUAUUGAUAUACGAUUAAUUGCAAUACCUGAGGUUGAGAUGUCUAAACACCAAGGUUGUGUUUGGGAGCAUAGAUUCUAGGAUUAGGAUUUGGAUUUGGAUUUGGAUUUGUGUAGAUUUGAACAAUUUUUGUGUUGCAUUUUGUUUAAAACGACACAUUCAAACCCAAGGUCUGAAUUCUCCCAAACAUAGGGUAAAUAUCCAAAAAAAAAAUUUGUGGUUUUUUCCUCAAUGAACCUUAGGGAUCUUGAUCAUGUAUAAGCUGGAUUUAUUUUAAUGUUUUUUUAGAUAAAAUUGUUUUUGAUGAUGUUAUUGCAAAUUGCUUUUACUGUUUCAUGGUCAGUGCUGGUUAGCAGAGCAAAGCUAGCUGAACAGCAACAGGAUUUGAGCUCAAAUCGACAUGUCGAAAUACUAAAACAGAAGAUUAUGAAACUAAGGAAGGAGAAAGAGGCCCUAAAAAGACAGCUGCUCAGCAGAGAUGGCUAGAGGGUUCUCCAAAGUUUGUUGCUGACUUUGAUGUUACUGUUUGUGAACAGGGUAUAAACAAUCACCAACCACAUCAAAUAGUUCAGUUUUUUAUGUCAGUUGUUCAAAGGUUGGGACUUCAAACAUUAUCUUUGAUUUGUGGAAUGGAAUGUAAUAAAGAUUUGAAUGGAUCAAUUAAUAACUUCAAUUUUAUAUUUUAUUCCAUUCUUAUUAUCAAA
This is a messenger RNA of Malania oleifera, 1475 nucleotides long. RefSeq names its product protein At-4/1. The transcript is spliced from 7 exons. The record is from RefSeq and is a predicted model, not a curated record. The coding region runs from base 61 to 852 and encodes 263 amino acids. Lineage: Eukaryota; Viridiplantae; Streptophyta; Magnoliopsida; Santalales; Ximeniaceae.